AUGUCUCGUUUCAUUAGUAAUUACGAUUGUCUACUUUCUUCUGAUGAUGAGUUGGAAACAAUUGUAACUGCCUUUUUAAUUGAAGAUUCAUUGGAUGAUGAAGAAGGUUCGCGAUCACAUAUCAUUCCCGGCAAGCAACGACGUGUGUUUAUUAGGAGAAAUCCUUUGGAGGGUCACAUACGUCUCUUCAAUGAUUACUUUGCUGAUCCAUCGGUAUAUCCUCCUAAUAUAUUCAGGAGGAGGUUUCGAAUGAAUCGUGACCUCUUUCUUCGAAUUCUUAAUAAUGUGGAGAAUCAUGAACCAUACUUCGUUCAAAGAAGAAAUGCUGCUGGAACUCUUGGGCUUUCUUCUUUACAAAAGGUGACUGCCGCCUUGAGGAUCCUUGCUUAUGGAGUUGGAGCUGAUCUCAUGGAUGACGGUAAUCUCAAUCUUGGAGAUGAGUACUUGCGGUCUCCAAAUAGCAAUGACAUUGCUAGAUUGCUAGCAGUCGGUGAGAAACGGGGAUUUCCAGGUAUGUUGGGGAGCAUUGACUGUAUGCACUGGAAAUGGAAGAAUUGUCCGACUGCAUGGAGAGGUAUGUAUACUGGUCAUGCACAUGCGCCAACAAUUAUUUUGGAAGCAGUGGCAUCUUAUGAUCUUUGGAUAUGGCAUGCAUUUUUUGGUUUACCUGGGUCACAUAAUGAUAUCAAUGUGCUGGAAAGAUCUAAUAUAUUUACAGAACUUGCUGAAGGUCGUGCUCCUAAAGUUAACUACUCAAUCAAUGGCCACGAUUAUACUAUGGGAUACUAUCUUGCAGAUGGAAUCUAUCCUUCAUGGUCUACAUUUGUCAAAACCAUUCCAACACCACAAGGUCGUAAAAGGCAAUUGUUUGCAUCAGCUCAAGAAUCUACAAGGAAGGAUGUCGAGCGAGCAUUUGGAGUUCUACAGGCACGCUUUGCAAUUGUUCGUGGACCAGCACGAUAUUUUUGUCAAUCUGUACUGAAGGAUAUUAUGAUGGCGUGCAUAAUAUUACACAACAUGAUCGUUGAGGAUGAAAGAGAUUCUUACCUUAGAGCACAUGACUUUGAUUAUGACCAAGAAGAUGAUACAAACCUAGAACCAAUUUCCCAUUAUCCCACUUCUCAAUUUGUGGAUUUUCUUCAACGUCAUCGCGGCAUUAGAAACAAAGAAACUCAUUCACAACUACAAUUUGACCUUAUUGAACAUCAAUGGAUGCUACGAGGUGAAGAGUGA
Messenger RNA from Zingiber officinale, 1233 nucleotides. RefSeq lists its product as uncharacterized. The transcript has 2 exons. Bases 1 to 1233 code for a protein of 410 amino acids. The record is from RefSeq and is a predicted model, not a curated record. Lineage: Eukaryota; Viridiplantae; Streptophyta; Magnoliopsida; Zingiberales; Zingiberaceae.